Anolis carolinensis (green anole) is the source of this 7955-nucleotide messenger RNA. It is a transcript of the gene msantd3, whose product is annotated as Myb/SANT DNA binding domain containing 3. The record is from RefSeq and is a predicted model, not a curated record. The transcript has 3 exons. Bases 483 to 1310 code for a protein of 275 amino acids. NCBI's taxonomy places the organism in Eukaryota, Metazoa, Chordata, Lepidosauria, Squamata, Anolidae.
UUGAAAACCCGGUCUGAAUAACGAAGGGAGGAGGGGCGGAGUGGUCUCAUUGAGCGCCUUCGUUUCGCGGACGCCUAAAGGGAAAUAACGAGAACGGCCGGCGGGCGAGCCUGAACCCACCUCGGAAUUUGGGGAGAGCAGGAAGGCAGGCGCCCCUCAGAAAGGAGGCGGGGGCAGAGAAGGCCCGCGACCAGGCUUUGUUCUGAGCGGGGAAUGCCCUGCUUCCCCAGGCGCUCCCGGGCCACGGCUGGUUCUCCCUCAGGGCGGCAAACAAUGGUAGAGGAAUAGCAGGAGCCCCGUCCGUCCCUCGUCUGUUUGGCCGCCUUCGGGAAUCUGCCGCUUUUGUCCGGCGAUGCUUUCGGUCUGAAGGAGGAGAACAUCUUCUCCUUCGGCCUCGGCGAAGAGAACGGGCAAGUCUGCGCAGGGGAGGCCCUGAUGCCCACAAACCUGGUUAUCUUGGCAAUCUGGAGAAUCGACAGAAAAUGCAAAACAGUGAAGUAAUAAAGCCUGCCAAAUACUUCUCUGAAGUGGAGAAGAGUGUGCUACUGGCACUAGUUGAGAAAUAUAAAUAUGUACUUGAAUGUAAAAAAAGUGAUGCAAGAACUAUUGCAUUGAAACAACGGACCUGGCAGGCACUUGCUCAUGAAUAUAAUUCUCAACCAAGUGUUUCUCUCCGAGACUUCAAACAGUUAAAGAAAUGCUGGGAGAAUAUCAAGGCACGGACAAAGAAAAUAAUGGCACAUGAAAGACGAGACAAGGUAAAAAGAUGUAUUAGUCCACUUAUAAGUAAUCACAUCUUAGGGAAAGAGAAGAUCGCCAGCAUGGUGCCUGAGCAAAUGUACUUUUUACAGAACACACCAGAAGAAGAUUCUGAAUAUCAUCCUGAAGCUUCUAGCCAAGAACCUUUCACUGUUAUAAACAGAGAACUGUGUGACGAAGAGAAAGAACUUGUACAUUUCCAGGUAUGUGAAGGUACCUCACAACCAGAGCCCUCCUGUUCAGCUGUGAGAAUAACUGCAAAUAAAAAUUUCCGCAGUAAAGGUGUUCAAGAAAGUGAUCUGAAAAAGAUGCAUGAAGAAGAGCACCAUCAGCAAAUGUCCAUUUUGCAAUUGCAACUGAUCCAGAUGAAUGAAGUACAUGUGGCAAAGAUCCAGCAAAUAGAAAGAGAAUGUGAAAUGGCUGAAGAGGAACACAGAAUCAAGAUGGAGGUGCUCAACAAAAAAAAGAUGUACUGGGAGAGGAAACUUCAAACUGUUGCAAAAGAGUGGCCUGUAUCAUCUUUUAAUAGACCUUUUCCAAAUUCACCUUAAGAGAAUUCAGAAGCCAGCAGUAGAUUGAGCUCAUGUUACUGGCUUACAAGUAGGCAGUUGAAGUGGGGUCAAUUAAGCUAAAUUAAUAUUUUAGUAUGUGAAAAUAGCUGCUCAGUUGGCUGUGAACAAACAUUGGAGAAUACGUAAGUAAGUAAUGUGAUGUCUAUUGUCUAAAAACAUUGAGUAGUUGCAAUUAGAGUAGACCAAUUGAAUCAGUUAUUAAAUGGUGGAUCAAGUGAAUCUAACUGAUUCAGUAAGUCUACUCUAGUUAGAACUAACAGGAUUUAGCCCAUGGUCUUGGGAGUGCAAAGGGUAUUGUACUUCCUUAUGGGAUAUUCCAAUUUAUAUAGUGAUCCUCAAAGUCAUUUGACCUUCCUCUGUUGUCCAAUUUCGUUCUUGAAUGUUCUUUUUACCAGAUUGGGUGUUUUACAUCUAUUUCAGUUUGUUUCUGAGCUCAGAAAGACAUUUCUUGUUUAAAGGGUAGAGCUUGAUUUCCCUUUAUAAUUGUAUUUUGAGAUGAGGCUACUAGCCAUUUGUCAGUGACCCACAUAGAGGAGGAUGUAUGUGCUUGUACUCUGGAGUAUUUAGUGCAGGAACUCCAUGUUCCUUCAAAUGUUGUUGAAAUGCAAAUGCCAACAAUCCUUGUCAGUCGUGUUAUACUUCAAUAGUACCUAAAAGAUCUCACACUCCUAAUUUAAUAGAAGGUAUUUUAACUUCACAGUUGUUGCAUUGGAAAAGGUGAAUUCAGAGCUUUUAAACAAUCAGCUCACUGUUUGGCUACAGUUUCUGGUUACAAGAAAAAUGUCUUUCCAACCACACAUACAUGUGCACAUUUACACACACUUACCUAAUUAAUCAUUUAGGUUUGCCUUCAGUUCAAAUUAGACUGGCCAAAUUGGUAGUUACAUUUCUGAGAGAGAGAGAAAUAUUUUUCUGACAUCUUUCCUGCAGUGGAGAGAGAGACAUCAAGACAAUUAUUAUCAUGUGUGCCUUACAGUUUGAUCCUAUGCACAUCUAAUCCAAAGUAAGUGCACAUAAGAUCCCAACCAUAUUGUGGUUGCAUGCAGGGUAUCUACCAGAGUUACCAGGUGAUUCAGUUCAGCUCAUUUGGCUUUGCAUCAUGCUAGGAAAAACCAGUAUACCAUCUGGUGCAUGUCUGAUGCUUUUAUUUGCAUUACUGGAUUGCCCUCUUUAUGGUACAUAGACUUCUUCAUUUCCUGCCAGUGCUCUAAUUUGAGCCAGUAAGUGACUAAAGGAUUAAGCACAAACCAAACUGUAGAAAAAGUGCAGUUUAGUGAAUAACUUUUAGAAGAAGAAGAAAAACCAGAAUGCAUUGAAGUAUUCAUUAUGUGCAAAAACUCAAUGAGUGCAUAUGAGCUGGAAUUGGCUGUGGUUCCAUAUAUAUAUAUAUAAGCUGAAAAGUAAACUUUAAAGCUUCAAACUGUGUGAAAAAGCCUUUGAAGAGUUUUCAUCUUUGUUUACAAUUAGAUGGCAAGGAACAGAGAGAAACAACCCCAUGCUUCCAUAUACUGGACGGCAGAGAAGUAAAAAUAUUUCCAUUUUAAAUGAAGCACUAACUCUAAAUGUUCAUGAUUUCAUAGAAUAGUAAAGUUGGAAGGGACUAUAAGGCAAUUUGAUAAUUGAGCUUCUGUUUAAAGACCUCCAGAGAUGGGAGAGUCCAUUGCCCUUCAAGGUGACCUAUCCCACUGCCAAACAACUUGUACAAUAAAAAAUAUCUAGUUUUAUGUGGAAUCUCUUUUCAUGUUAUUUGAAUCCAUUAGUUCACAUUCUAGUCUCGGAGUACAAUUGGUUAAUAUUUAUGGGUUACUUUGUUUUACCUCUGAGCAGGUGAUUUUUGUUAUUGUUAUUCUCAGCAUGCUGUUUUUCCCUCUUAUCAGUCUAUUAGGUGCCAUGUAAUGUUUCGUUUUACAUUUGCAAGCUUUAAAAGGAUGGUUUCACUUUUCAAAUAAUUUAACUUCCUGACAAUUCUCUGGACUCUUGACUCCUCAGAUCAGUGGCAGCUUUCUUCUUUUCAAGAUGGUUAUCUUGUAACUGCUCAGGCUUCUCAUCUUCAAGAUAAAUCUAGCCAGCCCCCUAAGCCAUUCCUCAUGAAGCUUGGUUUCAAGACCUUUGAUCAUAUUGGUCAGUAUUCUUUGGACGUGUUCCAGCUUCUCAAUAUCCCGCUUUAACUAUUGUGCCCCAAACUGGACACAUUAUUCCAGUGAGGUUUGACCAAAACAGAAUGGAGUAGAACUUCUGUUUCCCUUUAUCUGGACAUUAUUGCUGAUUCAGCCUAGAAUUUAUUGUUUUUUUAGCUUGUCCUCGACUAAUAACCCUAGAUCUUUUUGGCAUGUACUGUUUUAAAGCUAAGUUUCACCUAUCCUGUAGUUGUUUCAUUUUUCCUACUUAGAUUAAAUAUUUAUAUUCAUCCCUGUUGGGGACAGACAGACAUUAUUUUAGUUUUUAGCCCAGCUCUCAAAUUGAACAAAGUAAUUUUCAGUUCUGUUUCUGUCUUCUGGGAUAUUCACUACCUCCCUCCAUUGCUCAUCACAUCUGCAAAUGUGAUAAGCAUGCCUUUCUAUUCCAUCAUUUAAGUAAUUUAUAAAGUUGUUAACACCAGGUCCCAAGACAGACCCCUGUGGUACUUAAGUCAUUACUUCUCUCCAGGAUGAAGAGUACUCAUUGGUAAGUGCUGUCUGGGUUCAUUCGUUCAAUCAGUUACAGAUCUGCUUAACUGUCUAGACUACAGUUAACCAGGGGGACCUUGACAAGGUAUAUAUAUCCACACUACUCCAUUGAUUUAUCAAGCUUAUAACUUCUCCAAAAAUAUUAAUUUGACAUGACCUGCCUCAUAAUUACUAUGGCUUUCUUAGUGCAUACGGACUGAAGAAUUAAUAAUCUGUUCUAAAAAAAAUCUAGAUAUCAACAUCAAAGUGAUUGAUAGUUACUCAGGUUCUUCUCCCACUCCCCUUUGAAGAUGGGGGACAACAUUUGCAUUCUUCCAGUCUGUUUCGCAAAAUUAUUGACAGGCUUUGAGAUUAGAUUUGCCAGUGUCUUGGAUGUAACUCAUCUCACCCUGGACAUCUGAAUUAAUUUAGAGCAUCAAGAUAUUUCUUUCUAUUUCUUUAGCUGUUUUGUGAUUUUGUCUCCUUACUGCAGGAUUUAUUAUAUUCACUAGGUAUGACAUUACUUUGUUUUUGAGAGAAAAUUGAAGCAAAGAGGGAAUUGAACAGUUCAGCAUUCUCCCUGACCUCUGUUAGCAUUUCACUAUCUUCUCGACACAGUGGCCUUACCAUUGCCUUGUUUUAUCUCAUGCUCCAAACAGCCAAAACACCCUACUUAUUAUUUGUGACAUCUCUAGUGAGUCUGAGGUCAUUCUGAGCUUUAGUUUUUCUGACCUUUCCUCUCCAAAUAUUGGUAUUGGUAGUUCCUUCUUUCUCCCAUUUCAUAUAUAUACAUCUUUUUUUAAAUCUAAGAAAAACAGAAAGUUAUUGGACUGUGUCCACCUUUGUUUCUUUACAAACCUCCACUUUUCUUCCUUGAAUUGUUUGCAACUGUGCUUACAUUAUCUCACCUUUAAGAAGCUCCUAUGCACCAUGAAUUCACUUCCCUUUGAGCAUUUCUGACCAUGAGAUCGCCACCAGUAUUUCCCUAAGCUUACAACAAUCUGAUUUUUGAUGUCCAUUUUGUUUAUCUGACUAUAUUUGGCUUUCCCCUUCCCCAGUAUAACAAAUCUCCUGAGGAUAUGAUCACUCCCACCCAAGGGUCCUGCGUUUUCCACGCCAUUGAUCAGUUCAUCUCUGUUGGUUAGAAUCAAAUUCAAACUAGUGAGUCUCCUUGUUGCUUCUUCCACCUUUUGUACAAUUCUGUUGGUUGGAAGGUAGAGGAAUUUGUAUGACAGGUCAUAACUUGUGGUCCUAUUUUCUGGUAGUAAAAAGAACAAACCAGCAUUGUCCCCUCAAUAAUAGCCCUUGGGUUCGUCAUCCUAUAAGAGUACAUUUGGUUUUGGAACCUAAAGUUAGAAUUUUACAUUUGUGACUUCUGUUUUGUGUCAUUAGUUCAAUCCUAAUUUCCUAGUUUGAGGUUCUUUUUAAAUUUUGUUCUGUCUUCCAAUGUGCUAGCUACCCCUCCCAUAGAAUCAUAGAGCUUGAAGAGACCACAAGGGCCAUCCAGCCCAAUCCCCUGUUAUGCAAGGAAACACACUCAGAGCACCCCCACAAACUUGAUCUUCUAAUCUAACCCAUCAUAUACAAGGGUUGAAUGAAAAGUAAUGCUUCCACCUUCGUAACUCCUCAACAGAUGGCAGUACUGGUAUGUGGCAGGUAUUGGCUUGUUCAGUAGACUUUCCUCUACAGUUCCAUUUGGCAGGAAGCCUUAGCAUUGAACUGUUGUGUUGUUAAAGUGCGAAGUAUGGAACCCCGCGCAGACGGUCGGUCAAUGCAACUUAAGCAACAUGAAGUCAUUGAAUUUUUGACACCCCAAAGGAGAUUCAUCAGAGAAUGCAAGCUGUUUAUGGUGAGUGUGUUGAUGUGAGUACUGUGUGUCGUUGGGCGAGCAAGUUUAAAGAUGUUGAGAUGGGAACGUCUGACUUGCGUGACAAACAAAGAGUUGGAUGUCCUGUGAAGCAAAAGGUUGGUAGAUUGAUCCAGUAUGAUCGCUAUACCACUCAGAGAGAAAUUUCAACCGUAAUCGGCAUUUCACAAGAAUGUGUGAAUCCGUCUUUCCCCCCUAAAGAUAGAAGCGACUAAAGUCAGUUGCAAUUCUGUCCACUGACAAUUGAGUCUCUCCUUUGCAAAAAGAAGUGACUGAAACCUGGCUGCUUCUCCCCAAAGUCCAUUUCCUAUCUUGUUGGACAGAAAUAUACAGUAGCUAGGUGUUGGUCCCUUCUAUCUACUGAGAAAGGACGUCUCCUUUUCAGUGGGCAGAAAUGCGGCCGGGCUUUUGUUGUUUUUCUCUGUAGAGGAAAGAGGGAGUGUUCUCUUUGAUGAGAGCUGUAUGCACUGCUAAGCAUCCUGUUGGAUUUGGAACCAAGGAAGAGAGCUGUUUUAAGGAACUCAGUGCACUUAAUUUCCCUCUCACUAGCUACAAUAUUGAUUUUGGAAUAACAACAAUAUAGGAAAUUAGAGACAAUAGUCAUUUUCCAAACUUCUGGUGAUAAAUAUCCUAGCACUAGGUAAGCUGAUUAAUAUAGUAAGAAGGCAUUAUUUCAGUUUAAAUUGCUUAUGGCAGACUGGAACACCUCUACAUUGUAACCCUUAUUUUAAAUUUUACUGGUUGUUCUGGAUAAAAACUUACAAACACUGGCCAUGAUAUGAUCCAACUCAUGAGCAGUUGGUGAAGAUUUACCAGACAUAGUGGCAUUGACAGUGAGCUAUGUAGAGACAAGAUUUCCCAUAUUAAGUAAUCAAAAUAACAAGUCCCAGAUUUUUUUUAGUGAUUGAGAAAUAUUGAACUGUUAAAGCCAAAGUCUUCUGUUUUCUUUUUACCCACUCUGCUAUACUGGCAUAGUAUUGUUCUUUUCAAAUUGUGUGGAAGUUGUUGAAGAAGUCCCAGUUAAGGAAGCUGUAGUCUGAUUAUAUAAGACAGACAAUUGGCUGUAUUCUUACUCUGCCAGUGUGAGUUGAUAUGAACUAUAUAGUUCAUAAAGGGCCAUUUUAAUAGACAACUAUAUCCAAAACUUCAUGAAAUGAUGUAGAUGACUAAGUAAGUAGAGGAACCCAACUCCUUUGUUUUUUUUUGGUAUUGCUUCUUGAAAAAACCUAUGGCACAUUUAGAUACACGCGUUUUAAAUUUAAUCUUUUUUUUCAGAUUUGGAGACAAUAAUAUUGCCAGUUAAACUCCCUUAGUUUAUCUAUAGUGCAUUCUAAUGAUUCUAAUUUGAGACACAUCUACGUGAUUGGUAAACUGAUGUAUGAGAAUCUUUCUGGAAUUGUAGCACCUCAAGAGUGCAGGUGUGGGUUUAGCAUCUGGCCUAAGUCCCCUCGGGGAAAUAAUGCGGAAUAUAAAUAAAGUCUUAUUAUCGUUAUUACUUUUUUUUUUGCAUAUAGAAAUCUAGGAUCUCUUCUAAUACAGUACCAAAGCUGCUGCUUCUUGAAAAAUUCUGAAAUGCAUGACAGAAAAUACAAAAAACUGUACCAUCAUCAAAUAAUAACUUCCAUAUUGGUGGAAUAGUGAAUUUAUGUCAGUUUGUAGUCCAGGUUUCUAAGAUGCAGAAGUCUGUCCCUCAGCUAGAUUAAGCACCUUGGACAGUUCAUUUAAUACGUGGGCUAAAACCUGGCGCAAGCUCAUGCCCCACAUAAUAGCCAAUAGCUGCCACUGCUCCAAACAGGAUGUUUUGUCCCAUUUGGUCUACAGGACAAGGACCUUGUACAAAUGUGUUUAAAUAAUUAGAAUAUAAGUUAAUUUCAUGAUGACAUUUUUGAUGCAGUCUGUGCUCAAUAAUAUUUAUUUUUCAUUGAAGGAGAAGACUCUAAAAGUCAAAGAAUUCAUAACAAAGGUGACUACUAGAUGUACAUUUUAGUGCCUUGUCUAUUGUACAAUGUGUAAUCAAAAUGAAGAAUUUCUGAUAAAAUGUAUCUAAUAUUACUAGUAGAAAAAUUGUAUAUGCCCAUGGUUGUUUCCAAUAAAUCAUGAGUUAUGAAUAAA